GGAGCGUGUUUUGCACACGCGGGUUGCUUUCUCUCGACCUGGAGUCAGUGGCUACGGGGAUGAAGGCUACUCUGUUCUUGGAGAUUAGGGAGAAGAUGAAGAGCGGAUUGCUGAUUAUUCGUGAAUUAAAUCCAGAAAGCUGGCCUGUGGAUAUUACUCUGAUGCCUUCUUUAAUAGAGCUAAAAAGCGAUAAAGCUAGCAGAGCUUUCGGCCUUCCGCCAGAGGUCAGUAUUGUGCCUUCUUCCUGUCGAGGACUGCAAUAUCAGCCAGGGGAAGGCUUACAUAUGAGGCUGCUUGUUCAAGCAGAUUUCAGUACAAAAUUGACGCCAGCUGUUGGUAACGGCCUAAAAUCCAACAAGAGUUGUACUUUUUUCUGUCAAUGUUGCGGGGAAAGUGUAAUUAAUAAUAGGACAUUUAUCCGGGUUCUUUCACUUCCUUUUGAGAACUGGAAUGAUUUGGUUGACGAAUGGUGUUGCCAUCCUAACCCUUUCAACGAUAGCCUGCUUCAUCCCCAAAUUGAUGACUGUUUUCUUGGGCACAAUUACCUCCUGAUUAGUUCAAGAACUGAGUUAUCAGGAACAGAAUCUGGAAGGCUUCAUUCAGAGGAUGAGUGGACUACAAGUAGUGAGUCGCUCUUGAAUUCACAGGCAAAUAGUAAAAUAAUUUGCAAGCGCUGCAAGACGUCGUUGGGAGAAACUAUGCCCUCAGGUAUCAUAAAAUACUAUUUCACAGAAUUGCUUAUUCAGCCAUCUGAAGACAGCUUUUGCAUAAUACCAAGGUCUUCCUUUAUACAAACUGUUGUAGCCAAAUGCUUCAUGGAACUUACAUUUUCUAGAAGCACGUUUAGGUUCAGCAUCCAAGGAAUGGAUGGCACCGUCUAUAUCUUGAUCUGGGUACUGAAUUGUGACACGCUGAUGGUGGAAACGUCAGGAACCCCAGUUUCCAAAAAUGUUUUUACAUUACUUGAACCUGAGCUGUCAUCUCCUGAAAGGCCUGCUGAGCUUCAUAAGGCUGUUAAAGUUCUUUACCAUCCUUGUACUGAGAACAGAAACAAGGAUCUUGUUGAUGCAUGGAGGGAAGAUAUUGGAGUCUCUCCCCUCACAUUUCCAUCAAAAACCUGUUUGGAACUUCUGUUGAUACUAUCUCAGAGUAAUGCUUCAUUGCCUCCUUCUCUUCGCUGGAUGAAUUCUUUCCAGGUUGCAUUUCUGAAAAUGUACCAUGACCUGUAAAGAAAAACAACCAUCUUUUGUUCUGUCAAGAAUUGUGGAAUAUUAGACCUCAAGUGAAGAUUAUCUUUCUCCAAGUGGUACCAACCAUCCUGAAUCAAAAGCUGGAUAUUUCAGCUUUUUUAUUGACUUUGGAGUCUUCUGAUGUUCAGAAAAUUUGACAGAGGCAAGUUCUUCAAGCAUAGUUGUAAAACCAGAGUUCAGAGAGUGAAUUAAUUUGAAAUGUCAGGAGUCUGAGAUCACUGUAACUAAUAUCCUACUAAUUCCCCAAAGAGAAGUCAAUUAUCUCCUGAAACAACAUCAGCUUUACAAAGAAGGUUUGAUAAGUAGCUCCUUUGCCUUUUUUGAGGAAUUAGGAACCGGCUGCCAGGACUAGACAUUGGAUAUUUUAAUGUCCAAAUGUAAAAGUAAACUGCAACCUCUUUUGGUAAGCUGUGUUUUAGUUAAAAUUGAGAGUUCCUGCAAAGCAAAGGGGUUAAAACAGGACUUCUCAGAGUGUGAAUUGGGUUUCUCUCAGUACCUCCAUCACCUUCCAUUGGAGAAUCUCAAGCAACCUAGAGUGAUCACAAUUUUGUAAAAAAAAAA
This is a messenger RNA of Thamnophis elegans (Western terrestrial garter snake), 1811 nucleotides long. It is a transcript of the gene UBE3D, whose product is annotated as ubiquitin protein ligase E3D. The transcript is spliced from 10 exons. NCBI's taxonomy places the organism in Eukaryota, Metazoa, Chordata, Lepidosauria, Squamata, Natricidae. The record is from RefSeq and is a predicted model, not a curated record. Gene Ontology annotation, biological process: proteasome-mediated ubiquitin-dependent protein catabolic process; protein monoubiquitination; protein autoubiquitination. Gene Ontology annotation, molecular function: cyclin binding; ubiquitin protein ligase activity; ubiquitin conjugating enzyme binding. Gene Ontology annotation, cellular component: ubiquitin ligase complex; nucleus; cytosol. Bases 60 to 1229 code for a protein of 389 amino acids.